This is a messenger RNA of Olea europaea var. sylvestris, 2062 nucleotides long. Its product is annotated as DEAD-box ATP-dependent RNA helicase 57. Gene Ontology annotation, molecular function: RNA helicase activity; ATP binding; nucleic acid binding. Lineage: Eukaryota; Viridiplantae; Streptophyta; Magnoliopsida; Lamiales; Oleaceae. The transcript is spliced from 12 exons. Gene Ontology annotation, biological process: maturation of SSU-rRNA. The record is from RefSeq and is a predicted model, not a curated record. Bases 201 to 1796 code for a protein of 531 amino acids.
AUUUCAGAUUUUAACCUCUAAAACCCAUAGCCCCCAAAACGACAGCUAAAACCCUAAUUUCAGUAGUUCAUUAACAGGUCUCUGUAAUACUGAGGAGCUUUCACAUUCUGCUCUGAACUUAUACACAGUGGUUUAUAGGAAAAAUUACACUGUCUGUGACGGCAGCUUUGAAGUCUUCUGUGUUUUAUUUUUCCAUAAUAAUGGAAAAGGACACCUCUUUUCUAUUCGCUGGUAUUACAUUCGACCGCAAAAAAUUCGCCCACGAUUUCGCCAGAUUCCAGGAGAAAAAAGAGAGUGAUAAUCUAGUAGAAAAGCCCAAAUUGAUUGAAAAUGGAAAUUCUGAAAUAGAAGAAGGGACAACGGCACUUGUCACUAAGAAGAGGAAGAGAAAGGCACCUCUUUCGGAUCCAGUUAAAGGGUUCAAUUUAUUCAAAAGUUCAAAAUCGAAAGCUGUAAAUGAAGGACCUGACCAGCACGAAGAUGACAUUUUACAGGGAAAGAAGGAAUAUCAUCGCCAACUAGAGAGGGAUGCAAUUUUCCGAAAGACGCAUAAUAUUCAUGUUUCUGGGAGUAAUAUCCCAUCACCUCUUCAUAAUUUUGCUGAGCUGAGAUCAAGAUAUAGCUGUAGAUCAUAUCUAUUGCGCAAUUUGGCUGAAUUGGGAUUUAAAGAACCAACACCAAUCCAAAGGCAGGCUAUUCCAGUCUUACUAUCUGGAAGGGAGUGUUUUGCAUGUGCUCCAACUGGUUCUGGCAAAACCUUCGCGUUUGUUUGUCCAAUAUUAAUGAAACUCAAGAACGCUUCGAAGGAUGGUGUUAGGGCGGUAAUUCUUUGUCCUACACGUGAAUUAGCUGCUCAGACGGCAAGAGAAUGCAAGAAACUGAUUAAAGGAAAGAAGUUUUAUAUCAAAUUAAUGACUAAGCAGCUUGCUAAAGGUGCCGACUUUUCAAAGUUCCCCUGUGAUAUACUCAUAUCAACGCCAUUUCGUUUGCAGUAUGCUAUUAAAAAAAGAAAGCUCGAUUUAAGCAAGGUUGAAUUUCUUGUCCUGGAUGAAUCAGACAAGCUAUUCGAGUUAGGUUUGGUAGAGCAAGUUGAUGCGGUGGUGAAAGCAUGCUCAAAUCCUUCAAUCUUGCGCUCAUUGUUCAGUGCUACUUUACCUGAUACUGUCGAAGAGCUUGCACGUACAAUUAUGCAUGAUGCGGUCCGAGUUAUUAUCGGGCGGAAAAACUCUGCUUCUGAAUCGAUAAAGCAAAAAUUGAUAUUUGUAGGAAGUGAGGAGGGUAAGCUUCUUGCUCUUCGUCAAAGCUUUGCAGAGUGUUUGAAUCCACCAGUGCUACUUUUUGUCCAAAACAAGGAGAGAGCUAAGGAACUCUACAAUGAAUUGAAAUAUGAUGAAAUAAGAGCUGAUGUGAUACAUUCUGAUUUGUCCCAAAUACAGAGAGAAAAUGCAGUUGAUAACUUCCGGUCUGGGAAAACAUGGGUUUUGAUCGCCACCGAUGUUAUUGCCCGUGGCAUGGAUUUCAAAGGUGUCAAUUGUGUGAUCAAUUAUGAUUUUCCGGAUUCUGCAGCUGCUUAUAUUCACAGGAUUGGUCGGUCGGGCAGAGCUGGGAGGAGUGGAGAGGCUAUAACCUUAUACACGGAAGCUGACGUUCCAUUCUUGCGAAAUGUAGCCAACGUCAUGACUGCUUCUGGCUGUGAGGUACCCUCAUGGAUCAUGUCCUUGCGCAAGAAAAAAUGGAGGAAGCACAGGCCACAGAGGGAAUCAAUUUUUACCAAACUGGAAGAUGAGGAAGAAUAGACUAUGGCUAGAUGCAAGAAUCGAUAAGUAUUUGUGCUGAGCUCUUUUUAUUACUUUUCAAAAAACAACUGUUUCCUUUUACGUCUCAAGUUUCUGGCAUUUGCAACACAUUUGUCUCAGCGCCAGAUUUCUGUUGCCAGAAAUGAUUGGCAGUUCAUUUUUCUCAUCGUUGAAAGAUGAGAUAUCCAACUUUGCUAGCUGCCUAAUAUCCUCCCACCCCUCCUUUCACGGUGGUCUGCAAUUUGGUCCAGAGUUCCCCCGCCCAA